CCAUGUGAAUAAAUAGUUUGCUUUUGGAAUAAAAAGAAUUACACUAUGCAACACAAUAUUUGUUCCUGAGUUAUAAAUGUCAUUCUCCAGAGUCAUAGUCCAAUACACCAGUUCUCUUGAAGUCAGCAAUUUGGAAUAGAUACCAAGUUGUCAAGAUUUAAGUAUUAACGUACAAAGUGUGCCAGGAAUCCAUUACCUCUAGUUAUGCUGAAGUUCACUGCUUUUGGAAAACGACAAAUGCAUCGUCUUGCCUCUGUGAAGAAUGCCAGGCAGUUAAUAGGUUACACAGCUUGGUUGCAGAAUUGAAGUUGUCUUGGAUUGUGUUAACUAGGAUUGCCAUUAUUAUUAUUGCGCACCAUGUCAAAGUUUAUUUUUGGAUUAAACAUUACUUCUAGGAAUUAUUUGAAGGAUCUUUCGGUGGGUAAAUUACAGUGACGGAAGAAAGGGAAAGAAGGCGAGUUUGAGAGUGCAACGACUGACCAUGACGAGUGUUGGGGAAGUAAUCAACGCGCUCAAUGGUUUUGGGCGAUUCCAGCAUUAUUUGGUGGCAUUGCUGACUCUGAAGUCUAUUUCCCACCCCUUUCAUAUCUUUGGCCAGUUAUUCAUGGUUGCCGAAGACCCUCAUUACUGUCGGACAACCUGGUUCAGUGCCGUCGGCUCAAAUCUGACCGAAGAGGAACGGCUGAACUUGACCCUCCCAAGAAAACCCGAUGGAAGCCUGGAAGAAUGUUUCAUGUUCACUCCAGUGGAACGGGAUCUCGAUGCCAUCGUAGAAUAUGGCCUCAAUGCUACCGAAAAGUGUCGAGAGGGAUGGGUCUACCCUUUGAAGAGAGAACCGUCAUUGGUCACUCAGUUUGACCUUGUAUGUGACCGGAAAGAUUUGAACAGCAUCUCGCAAUCCAUUUUUAUUUUGGGAAUUCUAGUUGGAGCCAUGGUGUUUAGUCCAUUAAGCGACAGGUUCGGCCGGCGACCGAUUAUUUUGUUGUCAAUGCUGAUUCAAGGCACAGCUGGCGUUGCGGUGACUUUUGUACCAAAUUUUACCGCCUAUAUUGCUCUCCGAUUUAUUGUGGGUGCAUCCAUUUCCGGCAGCUUAAUAAGUGGCAUCGCUCUAGGUGCUGAAUGGGUCGAGACAACCUAUCGUCCACUCACAUUGAUCUUCAGCCAUGUUGGCUUUGCAGCAGGGCAGAUGGUGCUGGCGGGCUUAGCUUAUGCCCUUCGAGACUGGAGGAAGCUGCAGAUUGUAGGCUCUGCUCCCAUUUUUGCCUUCUUUUUUUACUUCUGGGUCCUUCCAGAAUCUCCUCGUUGGUUGGUAACAAAAGGGAAGAUAGAAGAAGCGAAGAAGCUCUUGCAGAAGGCGGCUGCAGUGAAUAAACGAAGCAUCCCGCCAAAAACUUUAGAUCAGAUGAAGCCAGAAAAGGAGGCCAAAUCUGGAAGUAUUCUGGACCUUGUGAGACAUUCCCACCUAAGGAAAGUGACUUUCCUCAUAUCAACAGCCUGGUUUGCCAACAGUUUUGCAUACUACGGCUUAAGCCUAAAUGUGGGUAGCUUUGGCUUGGAUAUCUACCUGACCCAGCUUAUCUUUGGGGCAGUUGAAAUACCAGCACGUGGCAGCAUUUUCUUUGUGAUGCAGUGGAUGGGGAGGAAAAAAUGCCAAUCUUCCUUCUUGCUCCUGGGAGGAGUAGUUUGCCUUCUCGUCCCUGUUAUCCCGAAGGACCUUCCGGUGGUAAUAACAGCACUGGCUGUCGCUGGGAAGUUCGCCAUUGCUGGUUCCUUCACUACAUCCUAUGUGUACACCACUGAGCUGUUCCCAACGGUUAUCCGACAGAUUGGAAUUGCAGUGUGCCAGACGGUGGCCAGGGUGGCUGCUGUAAGUUCGCCGUUGGCUCACCUCUUGGAGAAAUACCACCCCUCCAUCCCUUUGCUGAUUUUUGGAGGCUCAGCCAUCGGGGCUGGGACCCUCUGCUUCUUCCUGCCAGAAACACAGGGAAAAGAACUCCCAGAUUACCUGGAUGAUGUUAUCGGCAACCAGAAACCCAACAAGACAGACACCAAUGUUUUGGAAAAUGGACAUUUAAAGCACAAUGAAGACAAUGACAUCAGCAUACAGACAAAAACUACUCGGUUCUAAGUUGGCCCUUUGAACAGA
Messenger RNA from Anolis sagrei ordinatus, 2146 nucleotides. RefSeq names its product solute carrier family 22 member 13-like. Gene Ontology annotation, cellular component: membrane. NCBI's taxonomy places the organism in Eukaryota, Metazoa, Chordata, Lepidosauria, Squamata, Anolidae. Gene Ontology annotation, molecular function: transmembrane transporter activity. The record is from RefSeq and is a predicted model, not a curated record. Gene Ontology annotation, biological process: transmembrane transport.